GGGCCGGGCCCCUUCCCUCGGGAAGGCCAGCGGAAGACAGUGGGAGGCAGGAGGGAGCGCUGGGGGCUGCGUCACCCGUCACCCACGCUUCCCUGGCUGUCAGUCUCCCUGCACCCCGGCCUCGCAGGUAGAGACGCCCCCUUCCCGCGGUUCGCGCGGCUGGGAAGGAGGGGCUGGGCUCCGAGCGCCCGCCCCUCCAUCUAUCACAUGGCCGGAGAGUCACAAAAACAACAGCUUUGGCCAAGACCGUGACUUCAGGAAGGGAACCCAGGGCCCUCGCCGCCACCCCCCUCCCCAUGGAGGACAGUUUUCUGGAAUCGUUUGGGAGGCUGAGCCUCCACCAGCGGCAGCAGCAGCAGCCGCCUGCUCGGCCGCCGCCCGCGCGGGGGCCACCUCCGCGUCGCCACAGCUUUAGGAAACACCUCUACCUCCUGCGCGGCCUCCCGGGCUCGGGGAAAACCACGCUGGCCAGACAGCUGCAGCGUGACUUUCCCAGGGCCCUGAUUUUCAGCACCGAUGAUUUUUUCUUCAGGGAAGAUGGUGCCUAUGAGUUCAACCCGGACUUCUUGGAGGAAGCUCAUGAGUGGAACCAGAAGAGAGCGAGGAAAGCAAUGCAGAAUGGCAUAUCCCCCAUUAUUAUUGACAACACCAACCUGCACGCCUGGGAAAUGAAGCCCUAUGCAGUUAUGGCACUUGAGAAUAACUAUGAAGUUAUAUUCCGAGAACCCGACACUCGCUGGAAAUUCAACGUUCAAGAGUUAGCAAGAAGAAACAUCCAUGGAGUCCCAAGAGAAAAAAUACACCGAAUGAAAGAACGGUAUGAACACAAUGUUAGCUUUCACAGUGUCCUUCAUGCAGAAAAGCCAAGCAGAGCCAACAGAAACCAAGACAGGACCAGCACCCCUUCCAGCGGCCCUGGGUCCUGGAGCACCUGCACAGAGCUCCCCAGCCGAAGGGCUCACGGCGGCUUCUCCAAUGAGAGCUUCAGAAGGGGUGGCUGUCACCAUGGAUAUUAGCAUCUGUGCACAGCCACUGUAGAGUUUUCCUAAAGAAGUUUCUACUUCGAUUUUUGGUAUUUAUUCUUUGUCCAGUUUUAGCCAGAGCUCUAAUUCCAGUGUAAAUAGCCAAGCCCAGAAGUUUCUGGACAGAGGUCAUCUAUUCAUUAUCUCCAACAAGCAAUGUAUGGCCUGAUGCUGGGGAUUCUCUGGAGGGCUCAAGGGUCUUUCUCUAGAGGAGGAGUUGAUUUGAAACUGAAAUCCAAGAUCAUCAAUUAGCUGCAGAGUCAUAAACAAGGUGUUACGAGUACAUUUCUAUGGGCUACAGUACACUGUCUUUGCCAGAUCCAUCUUCUCCAUAGAGCUGGAGUGAGGAAGGGAGACGGAGGCAGGAAGUAGCUUAGUGCCAUCGCUUCUCUGGGAGUCUGUGUCCAGAGGCCAGAGCCAUCACUAACGGCACUGAUUCUCUUUUAGACUUAAUACACAGAAGGGAAUGUUGUCCUUCAAGGUAACAUUAGGGGACUUCUUCCCUUAUUUUAACGACGUGUCACUGUUAAACAUGUCUGUGAAUUCUUAGGAACAAAAGCAACUAAGAAGAACCUGUACCGUUACAUUCAGACCCUGCACUCAGCAGCGGCCCCAGGACAGACCCUUCCCUCUGGCUCGAAGUCUGAUGUUAGUGUAAAUAAACCUGCUUUCGCAAAUCACCAGUUUUAAAGAAUCAUCAACUGAUUUCUAAAAUGAUGCCUAUAAUGUGUGAUUAUAGUUAGCAACCCGGAUGUUUAGGAGCGCAAAGCAAUGAGGCAGCCAAGGAAAUGUGAAAGUCAUGCUCACUGAGAUGAGCAGGCUAUUUCAUAUGGUGUUGAGACAGCGAAUAUGGAAUGCCCCUCAGAUCAGUUAUGAAUUUAUGAGUCCAAAUUAAAUCCCAGCAGGCUGGAAUCAGAUUCACUUGGUACGAGACCAUGAUAAAACCAUGUGGGAUGUAUGCUCUAUUUAUUUUUUGGCCAAUAGCUUCUUUUUAAUGUUUUGUGAAAUAUUAUUUUAAGUGUCUUAUAUAAUGGUGCUUUUAUGGUUAUUAAAAUUGUAUAUGGUAUUGCAUUUA
This is a messenger RNA of Onychomys torridus (southern grasshopper mouse), 2097 nucleotides long. It is a transcript of the gene N4bp2l1, whose product is annotated as NEDD4 binding protein 2 like 1. Lineage: Eukaryota; Metazoa; Chordata; Mammalia; Rodentia; Cricetidae. The transcript has 5 exons. The record is from RefSeq and is a predicted model, not a curated record. The coding region runs from base 297 to 1016 and encodes 239 amino acids.